AACUACGACUCCCGGCGUGCAGUGCGGCCGAACCGGAAGUGUACGCUGCCGGGCCGAGGAUGGUCGGAGGGAGCCGGAUACAUGGAGGAGGAGGAUCCCAACCACAAUCACUGGCAGCUGCGGCCUGACUGCCCCCCGGUCCCGGAGCUCUGCAGGAGAGGACGGGACGGGGCUGCUAAGGGCAGCGGAGGAGGAGGAGGCCUCCCCGGGAUCAGCUCCAGCGCCUCCAAGUUCCUGAUGAAUGUGAUCACGGUCGAUGACUAUAAGAACACGUAUUGGCCAAAGCUGGAGAGCGCCAUCGAUCAGCUGCUGACCCAGAGCCCGGGGGACUAUAUACCCAUCUCCUAUGAGCAGAUCUACAGCUGUGUGUACAAGUGCGUAUGUCAACAACACUCCGAGCAGAUGUACAGCGACCUCAUGUGUAAGGUCACCUGUCACCUGGAAAAGGUGUCCCUGGAGCUGCUGGCGACGUCCCCUGAACAUUAUAUAGAGAAGUUUAAUCUUGCUCUGAGCCAGUAUAUGGGGGCGCUGCACAGCAUCGUCCCCCUCUUCAUCUAUAUGAACAAGUUUUAUAUAGAGACCAAACUGAACAGAGACCUGAAGGACGACCUCAUCCAGCUCUUCACUGACCACGUGGCUGAGAAGCACAUCUACAGCCUGAUGCCCUUGUUACUGGAGGCGCAGUCUACACCGUUCCAGAUCACUCCCUCGACCAUGGCGAGCAUCGUGAAGGGGCUGUACACGCUGAGGCCAGAAUGGGUCCAGCUCGCUCCAGCACUUUUCUCCAAGUUCAUCCCCAACAUUUUGCCCCCGGCCAUGGAAUCGGAGCUGCAGGACUACGCCGCACAGGAUCAGAAGCUGCAGCAAGACCUCAUGCAGAAUGGAUUCAACAGGGGUGACCAGUCUCGGAAAAGAGCGGGAGAUGAGUUGUCCUACAAUGGUUCGUGCAGCAGUUCUCAGAGUUACAGAUAAGGUGGAUUCUCCUGGUACCCAGCGGUGGUGGCUCCUCAUGGACUGAGUGCUGAGGCUUCUGUGGAGCCAUGUGGACUUUUCAUAAGCUGCGCUCGCCCGGCUGUAUAUACAUAGGAAUAUAUAUAUAUUUUUUUGUUUUAAAGAAGACUUGAACUUUUGCUGCUAACAAAAGGCUGAGAGACUAUGAGCCGCCAUCCCCCGACACAGCGCUCCCCAUCUCCUGGACACGGCGCUCCCCAUCUCCCCCCCCCCCCCCCUGACGCGGUGCUCCCCAUCCCCCCCCCCAAAACGCGGUGCUCCCCAUCCCCCCCGACGCAGCGCUCCCCAUCCCCCGACGCAGCGCUCCCCGACGCAGCGCUCCCCAUCCCCCGACGCAGCGCUCCCCAUCCCCCGACGCAGCGCUCCCCAUCCACGGCUCAUUUCAGCUGCUUUUUCAUUUGUAUAAAAAUUGUAAAAAAGAAAAGAAAAAGAAAAGUGCCCCCUCCCCCCGGAGCCGUGGUCUGUUCUUGCUCUGUUGCUCUCCUCCCCCAUGUUCUCCGCUGUUUCCUGUGGCUCGGGGCUCUUCCUCCCUUCCCCUGUUGAGGCUCGGGGCCCUUCCUCCCUUCCCCUGUUGUGGAUCGGGGCCCUUCCCCUGUUGUGGAUCGGGGCCCAGGCUGUUACGUCCUCGCUUCCCCGUUCUCGUGUGUUUCCGGCUGCGAUCGAUCAGGUUUAGUAUUUAUAACAUUCUGUUUUCCUCUCUGUGGACCAAAAAUUAAAUAGACUCAUUCAGCCUA
This is a messenger RNA of Hyla sarda, 1745 nucleotides long. RefSeq names its product CDK2 associated cullin domain 1 (gene CACUL1). Lineage: Eukaryota; Metazoa; Chordata; Amphibia; Anura; Hylidae. The transcript has 9 exons. Gene Ontology annotation, biological process: ubiquitin-dependent protein catabolic process. The record is from RefSeq and is a predicted model, not a curated record. Gene Ontology annotation, molecular function: ubiquitin protein ligase binding. The coding region runs from base 82 to 972 and encodes 296 amino acids.